UUUUUCACUAAUUGGUACGGCAGAUACCGUCUACAGUGGAGCUGUUCGACUAAUGUUACUGGAUUAAAACACAUUUCGAGUGAUGUCAUCGGUGAAGGUGGAGUGUGUGGUGAAAGCGAGUGCUCUGAUUGGUGAAGGGCCGGUGUGGGAGGAGUCAGACCAGACGCUGCUGUUUGUCGACAUCGCCGGACACAAAAUCAACCGCUGGAGUCCAACGACCAAUCAGAUGCAGUCUGUGGAGACAGAGGACUCUGUGGGCUUUGUGGUUCCCCGUGUCUCUGGUGGUUAUGUUGCCGGUGUGGGUCGCAGCAUCGUGGCUGUUGAUUGGUCAACUGAGAUGAUGACAUCACUGGUGGAGGUGGACCAGGACAAACCGACCAAUCGGCUGAACGACGGGAAAGUGGACCCGGCAGGACGCCUGCUGGCAGGUACGAUGGGGAAGGAGGAGAGACCGGCCGAAGUUCAGAAAGGACAAGGAUCUCUGUUCUCUGUGGCCUCUGACCUCACUGUUACCAGACACCUGAGACAGGUGGACAUCUCUAACGGGAUGGACUGGUCUUUGGACCAGAAAACAUUUUUCUACAUCGACAGUUUGUCUCUGACCGUCGACGCCUUCGACUACGACCUAAACACAGGAAACAUCAGUAAGACUCACCUGUACCCUCUCACCUAUACCCUCUCACCUGUACCCUCUCACCUGUACCCUCUCACCUAUACCCUCUCACCUAUAACCCUCUCACCCUACACUCUCACCGAACUCUCUCACUCAUACCUCUCAAACCUGUAA
Molecule: messenger RNA, 787 nt
Organism: Perca fluviatilis (European perch)
Lineage: Eukaryota; Metazoa; Chordata; Actinopteri; Perciformes; Percidae
Gene: rgn
Product: regucalcin
Exons: 5
Coding region: 83-787 (234 amino acids)
Biological process (GO): L-ascorbic acid biosynthetic process
Molecular function (GO): calcium ion binding; gluconolactonase activity
Source: RefSeq, a predicted model, not a curated record